CCCGUUGCCUUGGGUGCAGAGUGCAGGCACGAUAGCAGCAGGUGACAAAAGCUCACCUCCAGGAGCAGGAUCCAGACGCGCCUCCGCCCAAAAAUGCCGAAGCUCUUGCAGCCCCUCUCGCUCCUGCUCGUCCUCGCUUCCACCGCCCAGGGACAGACUGUCACGGGCCCCAAGGUGCUGCAGCCAUGGCUCAUUGGCCUCACGGCCGUCGUCGUCUUCCUCUUUGCUGUCUUCGUCGUGCUGCUCGUUAACCGGCUCUGGAGUCUCAGGAAGAAGAGGAAGGAGAACGACACCCCGGAGACCCUGGAGACUGACAGGCUGGAGCGCUCCGGCCACGUCAACCAGGCAGCUGAGGACUGGGAUGAGCUGAAGGACGACAAGCAGCAGAGCAAGGCCACGGCCACGUCCCUCUGAGUGCCCCCCGGCCCGGAGCGCCUCUGACGGGCGCCGCACCCUCACCCCGUCCGGGGGCGCGGAUCCGCGCCGGGUUUCGGCGGCAGCCGCGGCCACCGUGGCACCUCCCGCCCGCCGCCGGCCCGGCUGUGAGCAAGACCCGGCGCGGAUCGCCCGCUGGCCGGAGCCGAGCCGGG
Passer domesticus (house sparrow) is the source of this 590-nucleotide messenger RNA. It is a transcript of the gene SMIM24, whose product is annotated as small integral membrane protein 24. The transcript is spliced from 4 exons. The record is from RefSeq and is a predicted model, not a curated record. Lineage: Eukaryota; Metazoa; Chordata; Aves; Passeriformes; Passeridae. The coding region runs from base 94 to 414 and encodes 106 amino acids.